ACCAUCGUCUCCCAACAAAAGCAUCACCUCUGCAACCUCCUCUCAAACACUCCUCAACCCCUUGCUUUUGCCUUUUUGGAAAUGGCGGAAGCAGUGCUCUUCAGCCUUGCCACCGCCAUACUGAAAAGCAUCGCCUCCGAAAUUGCGAAACCUGGAGGCUCCUUCGCUUCUCAGAAAAUUCAGUUGCUCUGCUGUGCCGAGGGCGAGCUCCAAAUCCUUGAGGGCGCAGUUCAGACCAUCCGAGCUGUGCUUUUGGAUGCCGAGAAGCAGCAGUGGCACAACAACCAGGUCAAGCUCUGGCUUGAGAGGCUCAAGGACGUGUUGUACGACGUACAGAAUUUGCUUGACGAUGUCGCAACCGAAGAUCUGAGGCGGAAGGUCACCUCCGGCAACAAGAUAUUGAAAGCGUUAAGCGUUUUCUUCUCUAAAUCGAAUCAGCUUGCACACUGCCUCAAAGUGGCUAACAAGAUUCAGGAACUUAGGAAGACACUGGAUGUGAUCGAAAACGAUAGGAAGUUCCGUUUAGAGGAGCAUCAGAGGGAGGAAACAAUGGCCAUCGGGAGAGGAAAGAAAACUGAAAUUUUCGCACCCGACAGAGCAAUAAUUGGUAGGGAAGAGGACAAAAAAAAGAUCAAACAACUUUUGUUUGAUCCCUCCUCUAGCCAGAGUGUGUCAUUUGUUGCCAUCGUUGGUAAAGGAGGUCUUGGAAAAACCGCACUUGCACGACUAGUGUACAACGAUGGGGAGGUAAAAGAGCAUUUUGGGCUUAAGAUGUGGGUGUGUAUCUGAUGUCUUUAACGUGAAUGUGAUUAUCAAAGAAAUUCUUAAAUCAGCGAACGACAACUGGCAAGAGCAUGAUGAUGAUGAGAUGAAAAAGUUAUUACAAGAUCUUGAGAAUAAGCCUAUAGACCAAUUGCCAAGUCUUCUUCAUGAGAUUCUAGGCAGGAAGAAAUGUUUGCUUGUUUUGGAUGACUUGUGGAAUGAAGAUCGGGAUAAAUGGUUGAAGCUUGGAGAUUGGCUUGAGGGUGGUUUACCGGGAAGCAAGAUACUUGUAACCACUCGUAGCCACAAAGUUGCAAAGGUCACGGAUGCGAAAUCGGUUAUCCAUGUUCUAAAUGGCUUAUCUGAAGAUAAGUCAUGGAACUUAUUCAGGAAAAUGGCUUUUGGAGAUGAGGUAGAAUCAUCAGACCCAGAACUGGAGGAGAUAGGUCGAGAUAUAGUUAAAAAAUGCGCUGGCGUUCCCCUUGCCAUUAGAACUAUAGGAGGCCUUUUAUACGGCAAAAAUAAAGAUGAGUGGCUCCAUUACCAAGUGCGUGAACUUCCAGAAAUACCAGAAAUUGAUGAGGUUGAUGAUGGAAUUAUGCAAGUCCUCAAGUUCAGUUACGAUCAUCUCCCGUCAUGCUUGAAACAUUGUUUUGCAUAUUGCUCAUUGUUUCCGAAAGACUAUGUCUACGAUAAAGAGAUGAUGACACAUCUUUGGAUGGCACAAGGCUUUAUUGAGUCACUCAACGGGGAGGACAACCUUGAAGAGGUCGCCGACAAUUACUUGUCAAAACUACUAUGUAGGUCCUUCCUCGAUGCUGCACGCAAAAAAGACAACGGCGAGGUUAUAACUUUCAAGAUGCAUGAUCUCAUGCACGAUCUUGCCCGAAAAGUUGCCGGAGGUGAAUGCAAGAUUGUCAAUUUUGAAAGAGGAGAUAAUGAUAGAGGAAUUAGACAUGCGUCGAUUAUUUCGGAGAUUUUCUCUGAAGCGAAAAUGGUGUCCCUGCUCAAAACAUCCAAAUUGCGGACAUUUCUCUAUUUGGAAGGUGAAUCCUCUGUACUCAAUUCUCACAAAGUUUUCUCCAAGUGUAGACACUGUCGAGCGUUGGUUUUGGAUAAUACAAAUAUUCCUCUCCCUCCUUCCUCCUUUGGAAA
This is a messenger RNA of Syzygium oleosum, 1917 nucleotides long. RefSeq names its product putative disease resistance protein RGA3. The coding region runs from base 82 to 789 and encodes 235 amino acids. The transcript has a single exon. Gene Ontology annotation, molecular function: ADP binding. The record is from RefSeq and is a predicted model, not a curated record. Lineage: Eukaryota; Viridiplantae; Streptophyta; Magnoliopsida; Myrtales; Myrtaceae.